AUGAGUUUUGUUAUAAUUGGAUCAAUCCUCUAUGCUCUACCGAUUUGUUUUAUUCGACGUUUUCAUACUCCUCUUAAUUUAUUGACUCUUAGCCUAAGUGUUGCUUUAUUCAUGUGUACAACUUUUUGGACUAUUUACUUUGUAAUGAAUACAUUUUAUACAAAUAGAUUAUGGACGGAAAAAUCCUGUUUAGUAAUAAUUUAUCUUCAAACAAUAGUCAAUGGUCAGUUUGUUAAUACUUUAUGUAGUAUAUCAUUAAACCGAUUAUUUGCUAUCGUAUAUCCAAAUAAAGCAUUCUUUCGUACAAAAACGUGGGUUGCUAUAUGUAUGUGUAUCCAAUUGAUAUAUGGCCUAUUAAUACCGUUACCUCAAUUUGCUUCGAAUAUCACACAUUGUCUUCUAACAGGUCUUGAAAUUGGUUAUCAAAUUUAUGUUCUAGUUAUUAAUGCAAUAAUACCUUUAGUAUUCUUGACUAUAAUCAAUAGCAUUAUUUUUAUUUCUGUUCGUCGUUCAACACGACGUGUUCAUAACACGAACAGUGAACAUCAGGAAUCAGCUAAUACUCUUAAUCAGCGAGAUGCUCGUUUAUUGAAACAUAUGCUUUUUAUGCUUAUAACAUUUUUAGGGGGUUGGAUACCAAUGUAUAUUAUAGCAGUAAUUGAUUGGAAUGGAGAUGGAAUAUCAUAUAUUGCACUUCAUACUUGGUGGAUAUUACCGAUGCUGAGUUUUAUUAUCAAUAUGUGCGAUUUAUUUAUGUACAAUCAUGAAUUACGAUCAUACAUUACUACUAAACUACGCAAUCGUCCAAGUCGAUGA
Rotaria sp. Silwood2 is the source of this 816-nucleotide messenger RNA. Lineage: Eukaryota; Metazoa; Rotifera; Eurotatoria; Philodinida; Philodinidae. The record is from the annotation of a GenBank genome assembly.